Molecule: messenger RNA, 1654 nt
Organism: Pelagomonas calceolata
Lineage: Eukaryota; Pelagophyceae; Pelagomonadales; Pelagomonadaceae
Source: the annotation of a GenBank genome assembly
UGCCGACGCACAGCUCGGCGUGCAGUCGCUUAUGCUCCUCGUCUGGUGUUAAAAUAUUGGUACGACAUCACUACUGCAAAUCACCACCGCUGCGACACUUCUGGCCACUGCUUGCUGCACCACCCCACCCACCCUGCUUGAGCGCCGCGCAUCGAUGGCCGAAGCCCCAGCCUGGCGCGUGCGCGGCACCAAGAAGGGAGAUUGGCCCAUCGACGUCGAGAAGCGCACGCACCACACCGUAACUUGUAUAAGAAACGUGAGCGGCGACGCGCACGCGCUCUGCACGGAGCUGCAGGACGCGUUGGGUGCCGGCGGCACGGUGCGCGGCAGCGUCGUCGAGCUGCAGGGCGCGCACACGGACCGCUGCAUCGCCUUUCUGUCUGCAAGGCGCCGCCACGUCGCGGGCAUCCGUGCGGCACUGCUCCCAGACGACGACGACGACGAAGAAAUCCCCCUCGAGGUGAAAUCCGAGCGCCGCAAGCCGCGGUGGGACGCGACGCGGAAGAUGAUUGGUAAACACGAACCGCCCCGCGCCACGGCGGCGCAGACGGCUCAGGCGCUCCAGAGCGGCGUCUGCCCCCUCGACUUCUCUUUGGUAAGUUUCCGGGACGCGUGCGCCAUCUGGUGGCGCUGCACGUGCCCCAAACCCGACCCGCGCUGGCUCGAGCCCGGCGACGACGCGGCGCCCUUCUACGAUCCUAAAUUGGACGGCCCGACGGCUGUAGUGAGAGACGUCUGCGAGGUCUUCACGCUGUCUUCGGUCAGUCGCGUCGACGCCGAGGCGCCUCAUAAAAACGAGCGCGCGCGCAAGAUGGAGGCUCGGGCACAUGCGCGCCAGGCGGAGCGCGAUCGGCGCAGCGCGGCGGCGGCGCGGCGGCGCGAGCCCGUCGUCCAGGCGUCCUCCAGAGCCUUCGCGGCCAAGUCGCGCAACGCGUGGCUCGAUGACGAUGAUGUUAAUGAGGGGCUCGGCCGGCUCGAGGACGACUGGAGCGAGGAGGAGGAUAUUUGGGAUGAUGACAAAGAGGAGUGGCGCGCCGCCGAAGCGGCUGCGUCGGGUGCCGAUGCGACGCGAGAUAUUGCGGAUUGGAACGCGGCGGUACGCGCCGCCCACGACGAGCGAGCGCGGGCGGGCGCGUUCCUGGAGAACCGGGCGCCCGUCGUCGACAAGGUCGACGCGUCACAGCUCAGUGAUGAUGCCGUGCUCGCGCGCGCCGACAGCAAGGGCUGGAGCGAGACCUACGUGGGCCUGCUCAUGGACUCGCUCGGGGGCCGCUUCCAAGAUCUGGAGCCGACGCUCUGGCGCAAGGUCCUCGCCCUGGUCUCUUCCGGCGCCGACGCGCACGACGCGGUGCUCUCCGCGCUCGCGGACGUGCUCCGGCCGGCCUGGGCCUGCGCCGCGUGCACGCUGGAGAAUGAGGGCGCGGCGGACUUUUGUGUUGUUUGCGCGACGCCGCGGGGCGCGCUCGAGUCUGCGCCGCCGCCCGCGCGACCGGCCCCGUCGUACGAGGACUUUGUCGAGGAGCCGGCCCUCGUGGACCGGCGCUUCGACGUCGAGGAGCCGUCUACCGAAUGGACGUGCGCCGUGUGCACGCUGCGGAACCGCGCCGAGCACCUCGCCUGCGACGUUUGUGGGGCGGAGCGGGAUGCGGCCUAG